Molecule: messenger RNA, 1701 nt
Organism: Cyprinodon variegatus (sheepshead minnow)
Lineage: Eukaryota; Metazoa; Chordata; Actinopteri; Cyprinodontiformes; Cyprinodontidae
Exons: 2
Coding region: 13-1701 (562 amino acids)
Molecular function (GO): GTP binding; ATP hydrolysis activity
Source: RefSeq, a predicted model, not a curated record
CUGAUCCAGAAGAUGAAGGAGAAAGGAGACCAAGCCAAGGUGAAGAGACUGGAGGAGAUGAAUAACAAGAUGGAUGACAGAACCAGAGUAAUGCUGAUGGAGAGGGUGAAAAGAAUCUCAUCAGAUUUUGACAACUUGAUCUCAGACAGUUUUGAGAUCAGAUCAGAGCUUCCUGCCGUCUACCAGCUGAGAACAAAGAAAGAGACGUUUGGGACUCUGACCAGAGUCAUUUAUGGCCAGAAAGAUGAGAAGAAGCCAAACAGAACCAUCUUACUUGUUGGUGAAACAGGAACAGGAAAGUCUACUCUGAUCAACGCUCUGCUCAACUACGCCAUGGGGGUGAAGUUUGAGGAUGAAGUCUGGUUUCAGAUUGUAGAAGAAGAGAAGAGAAGUCAGACAGAGAGCCAAACCUCAGAUGUGAUCGUCUAUCAGAUCUUUGAAGGUCAAAAUCUGCCGUUCUCUCUGACAAUCAUAGAUACUCCUGGCUUUGGAGACACCAGAGGGAUUGAACAUGAUUUAAAUAUCAGUCAGAGAUUGUUAGACUUGUUCCGAUCAGAGGAUGGAGUUCAGGAGAUUCAUGCAGUUGGUUUGGUGAUAAAGGCAACUGAGAACCGACUGAGUGACCAUCUGAAGUACAUCUUUGACUCAGUGAUGGAUCUGUUUGGAAAAGACAUAGAGAAAAAUAUUGUAGCUCUGGUCACUCACUCAGAUGGAACAACACCUUUAAAUGCUCUAAAAGCUCUUAAAGGUGCAGAUAUUAAAUGUGCCAAAGAUGGAAAAAAUCAGCCUGUUCACUUUCUGUUUAACAAUCUACAGAAGACAGAAAGAAACACAGCAGAGAAAACUAAUCCUUUGAAGCAUUCCUGGGAUUUUACUGAAGAACAAAUACAAAACUUAAACGCCUACUUAGACACAUCCCAACCUCAGAAACUAGCGACAACUGUAGCGGUUCUGAAUGAGAGGAUCAGACUGACCGCCUGCAUCCAGAACCUGAAGGAGAAAAUUGACCUGAGUGAACUGAAACAGAAAGAGAUUAAACAGAUCCAAGAAGCUCUAAAGAACAAUGAAAAAGAGAUGAAAAAUAAUGAGAACUUUACUAUAGAGGUUGAUGAGGCCUAUAUUGACAAAGAACCAAUUAGUGGUGGGAUGAGGGGGUUGGUGUUUUAUGAAGCAGCUGUCUGUUGCACUCGAUGUGAAGAGAACUGCCACUACCCUGGAUGUACGAUGGCUUGGUAUCCUCAGCACUGUGAGGUCAUGAAAGAAGGUCGCUGCACAGUUUGUACCAGAAAAUGUCCUGCAUCAGAUCAUGUAAAAGAGAAAUGGAAGUAUGUGACCAAAACCAGGAAAGUUCAGAAGACUCUGGAAGACAUGAAAGAGAAGUAUGAAAACAAUAAAGCUGAAUGCGAGAACAAGCGAAGCCUUUUGGAAAACCUUGAAGAAGAAUCCAGGAAGCUGUCUGAAGAAAGAGCAGAAUAUCUGAAUGAAGCAUAUCAACAUGUCGUCAAACUGGAUCAGAUAGCCCUCAAUGUUGUAUCACGUUCCACUUUUGUCCACCUGGACUUUCUGAUUGAGAAGAUGGAGGAGAAAGGAGACACCAAGAAGGCUAAGAAGCUGAGGGAUAUGAAAAAGGCUGUGGAUGAAAAGAAAACAAGUUCAGUGCAACGUUGCAUUCAAUUCUUCUCGUCUUUGGGGGGGAAGUGA